Messenger RNA from Meloidogyne enterolobii, 159 nucleotides. NCBI's taxonomy places the organism in Eukaryota, Metazoa, Nematoda, Chromadorea, Rhabditida, Meloidogynidae. The record is from the annotation of a GenBank genome assembly.
AUGGUUACUCCUCUAGCUAAUAUGCCUUAUGAAGAACAACUCGAAUUUAAAUUUAAUUUGUCACAUGACAUAAUGCUUUAUGUAAUCAGAAAAUUGAAUUAUGCUAAUGUUUAUGAUACUUUUUGUUAUAAUGUUUUACAAAAGGAAGAAUAUAAAUAG